AUGAACAGGACACAUACUUCAGAAAUAAAAAUCCUGGGGUUUGGAAACCUUCAAGAUUUUAGGUAUUUUAUAUUCUUUAUAUUCUUAAUCAUCUACCUGGUGACCAUAACUGGAAAUGCUGUUAUCAUUUUAUUGGUGUCAACUAAUUAUCGCCUUCAAUCACCAAUGUUCAUCUUCUUGGGUAACUUGUCCUUCUCCGAUGUCCUUCUAACCACAAACAUUGUUCCUAGCAUGCUCCAAGUAACAUUAUUGGGGGUUAGCACUGUGCCCCUUAGAAGUUGUAUUGCACAGUAUUUAGUGUAUGGAGGUUCAGCAUGCAUGGAGUGUCUUCUGCUCACGGUUAUGUCUUAUGACCGAUAUCUGGCCAUAUGUAAGCCCUUGCACUACACCACAAUUAUGGAUCUUAAGCUUUGUUUAUAUCUGGUUUUAUGUUCCUGGUUAUUGGGAUUUACUUCAACACUCAUCCCAGUAUUGAUCAUGCAAACCUUGUGGUUCUGUGGUCCCGAUGUGAUUGACCAUUUUUUCUGUGAUUUUCUUCCUCUCUUGAAAUUAUCUUGCUCAGAUGUAUCUGUAGCAAAGUAUGUGGUGUUUGCCCUAUCCAGUCUAGUGACAGUUCUACCAUUUGGGUUCAUCACCUUCACAUAUGUUUGUAUUUUUUUGACCAUCUUGAGGAUUACUUCGGUCACUGGAAAACAGAAAACCUUCUCUACUUGUAGUUCCCACCUUACCGUUGUAUGCACUUAUUAUGGGGCACUGUUUGCCAUGUAUGUAGUACCCUCAGGACAGCAAUCUUUGGCCAUGAAAAAGGUGGUUUCACUGUUGUACACUGUGGUCACCCCACUACUGAACCCCAUAAUCUACAGCUUGAGAAACCAAGAGAUCAAGUUGGCCAUACAGAAAUACCUAUCAGUCUGCAAGACAAGCUAUAUAAAUUGA
Staurois parvus is the source of this 936-nucleotide messenger RNA. The record is from the annotation of a GenBank genome assembly. Lineage: Eukaryota; Metazoa; Chordata; Amphibia; Anura; Ranidae.